Suillus fuscotomentosus is the source of this 1860-nucleotide messenger RNA. RefSeq lists its product as uncharacterized. NCBI's taxonomy places the organism in Eukaryota, Fungi, Basidiomycota, Agaricomycetes, Boletales, Suillaceae. The record is from RefSeq and is a predicted model, not a curated record. The coding region runs from base 1 to 1860 and encodes 619 amino acids. The transcript has 6 exons.
AUGACAGGGAGCAACUCAGAGUCAGAUGAAGAGCCUCAGAAGCAGGUGCCAUUAAACAAAGAAGAAGUGACUAUACUGGAAUCUUAUUUGGAGCAAUGGGACUCCGGUUCGGGUCAAGAGAGAAAUGUGAUCUGGAGGGAUGCCACAACCGAAGCUCGGCUGAAGGCGCCCAAGAUGGAUAAAAAUCUCUUGAGAUCCCGAAAGACGGUCUACAGAAAAUGGCUGCAGAAUCAUGGAGAAAAGAAGAAGGAUACUAAAGCUCCUAUCAAUCUCGGGAGGAAGUGGACGUAUCAUACAGUGGUGGGAGCUCUCCGGAAGAAGGAGCUUCUGAAAAAGAUUCAAGAUGACACCGGAGUAAAUCCUGGGAAGCCAGAGAUGAUGCACCACUACUCCAGGUAUCUCACCAACAUGGUGAAUUCUCUCACCGAGAAGGAGAUAGAAGAUGCUACGGAUAUGGCCGGACAGUGGAAUGCACAAGGAGUCCCUCCGGGUAUUCAGGCAGACACUGUGAGGCGGAAGAGCGAGGACUUGCUCUGGUAUGUGGCCUGCGAAAUGUUCAAGAAAGCCGGGAUGCGCCUGUUCAUCCUCUCGGCUUGGAAGAGUGAGGAUGACAAACUCAUGGUUUCAAGCCACAAUUACAAUGAGGAGAUCGGAAACGGGGAAAGUUUCGAGAGGACGCAUGACUGGAAGGACAUCUUGCCAGAAUGGAAGUCAUAUGUGUCAAAACAGUUCAACAAUGAAAUCGAAUCCGACACCGUCGUUAAAAAGGGCCGGAAGGACAAGACAUACAUAUUACAUAUAGGAGAUGAUGUGCUUCCAGUCCUGCUGGAUUAUACCGAACUGGAUUCAGAAACCCGCAAAGCAGUUGUCCGAGCUUUCUUGAAUUGGCAUUACCAUGAGUGGAAUUCAUCUACACCAUCGGCAAGUCUAAUUGUGGCCGUAGAGGACUGUAGUAAGAACCCAAAGGAACUGGUGCCAUGGAAGGAAGUGAUACCGAGGCAAGAUGAGCUCAUCCCCCCUCCAUAUCUACCAGAGGGGAAGAAACUGCGGGAGCCAUCCAGGAUGACACGGCACGAGGCAACCGAGCUCUUGCAGUUCUGGUACGACCAACAGGAGAACUGCCGGGAUGUCACAUUCGAGUUCCAUGGGUGGUGGAGCAAAGUAGAGAAGGAAGUCAGACCCCCCGUGAUAUGGAACUGCAAAGGGGAAGUUGACACCGAAAUGACCGAAAUGGAAGCAGUGGGCACACGAGUGAAAAGCAGGGCUCAGAGGAAAUCUAGGAAAACAUCAACCGCACAGGUGACUGUUCAUUCGGAUGGCUCCGAAGACACAGAUGACCAAAUGCAGGAGGAGAAAAUUAAUGCCGCCAAGUGGUUAGUGGGACGGACCCGGCCGAAACUCAAAGUCCGGGUAUCGAUGGCCAUACCGGAGUCAGAUCAUGCGGAAGAGACAUCUUCCGAUGAAAUCCAGAUGCCCAGGGAACAUGAAGCCUGGAUCAAUAAGCUCGGAAGGACAUCUGGCAAGGGGGUUGCACACGAAGUCGCUGUUCGGAGCAAAACCAAGUUCACACCAGCCAAGCAGUCGGAUCCAGAGCCAUCUGCCUCUCGAUACCCAGAACCUCCUGUUGACAAUCCAAGGAGGGUGGGACCAGCAUCGCGUCCCACUGCCGAGAAACCUGCCACAAAGAGGUAUGUGCAGGAUAAGAGCAGUGAGAUUGCACCUAGGGGAAAGAAAUGUCCUGCAGAGGAUCAAUUGCAGGACUCUCUGGCCAAAUGGACAAGGAGUCAAACAGUCAAUAUACCCGCGAAGAGAUUGAAGAAACCAAACUCCCGAUAUGCAACCAACUUUGUCAGGGGUUAA